AUGUCGCCACCGUCUGGUCAAGAGCCAUCAGAACGAGAUGCUAAGUUCUGCCUGACAAUAUCGCCGACAGGUGUACAGGAAAGCACAAGUACAGGAGACCAAGUCGGACUGAAAGUAGUGGAUCGAAUCGCCAUUAAUGAACCGAAGUCUGGUUCCUCACCACCAGCGUGUCCUGCCUCUAUCUCAUACAGCGUCUUCACAAAAGGGCAAAAACGCUACCUCACCUACCUCCUGGGCUUCCUGACCCUCGCCUUGUCCCUGACGGCCAACAUGUGCCUGCCCCUGAUCCUGCUACUAGCCAAGCAGUACCACACCUCGGCCCAGGCGAUCAAUCUGACCAUCGCGGUCUACAUCAUAUUCCAGGGCAUCUCCGCCUCCUUCUGGAGCCCCUUGUCCCACGUCUUCGGCCGCCGCCCGGUAUUCGUCCUCACCUUCGGCCUGUACACGGCCGCCAGCCUGGGGCUUGCCCUCUCCCAGGGCAGCUACACGGCGCUGGUCCUCCUGCGUGCGAUGCAGAGUAUGGGCGGCUCCGCGGUCCUGAGUAUCGCGUACGGCGUCGUGGCUGACCUUGUCACCUCGGCCGAGAAGGGGAGCAUGCUGGGACCAAUGCUGGCAAGCGGGAACCUAGGCCCGUGUAUUGGGCCCAUCGUCGGCGGUGGCAUUGUGGUGACUGGCCACGCGGCGUGGUAUUUCUGGGCGUUGGUGAUAUUCGGCGGGAUCGCGCUCUCUCUAAUUCUCUAG
Diaporthe citri is the source of this 741-nucleotide messenger RNA. RefSeq lists its product as uncharacterized. Bases 1 to 741 code for a protein of 246 amino acids. Gene Ontology annotation, biological process: transmembrane transport. The record is from RefSeq and is a predicted model, not a curated record. NCBI's taxonomy places the organism in Eukaryota, Fungi, Ascomycota, Sordariomycetes, Diaporthales, Diaporthaceae. Gene Ontology annotation, molecular function: transmembrane transporter activity. The transcript has a single exon.